Messenger RNA from Cyphellophora europaea CBS 101466, 2265 nucleotides. RefSeq lists its product as uncharacterized. NCBI's taxonomy places the organism in Eukaryota, Fungi, Ascomycota, Eurotiomycetes, Chaetothyriales, Cyphellophoraceae. Gene Ontology annotation, biological process: carbohydrate metabolic process. The record is from RefSeq and is a predicted model, not a curated record. The transcript is spliced from 3 exons. The coding region runs from base 1 to 2265 and encodes 754 amino acids.
AUGGCGACAACCAAUGACUCGGGGUUGAAUCUCCAGAACGCUUUGGCGAGCAGCACUUCACCCUAUCUUAGAGGCCACCGGGACAAUCCCGUAGCAUGGCAGGACUGGAAUCCAGAUACAUUGGCACUUGCCAAGACUCAUCAGCGCAUGAUCUUCCUCAGCAUUGGGUAUAAUGCGUGUCACUGGUGCCAUGUGAUGGAGCGAGAGUCGUUCUGUUCUCGAGAAGUUGCCGGCCUCCUCAACUCACAUUUCAUUCCCAUCAAGGUGGACCGAGAAUCACGCCCGGACCUGGAUGAGAUCUAUAUGAGCUACGUUACAGCGACAACAGGCUCGGGUGGAUGGCCGCUGAAUGUCUUUCUGACCCCUGAUUUACAACCUGUGUUCGGUGGUACCUACUGGCCUGGGCCGCGGUCUGAAACUCCCGUCCCCAAAGCAUCUAGCGAGGAGCAACCGCCAACUUUUGUGGACAUCUUGCGCAAGAUGAAGGAUGUUUGGGCAACGCAGAAGGAGCGGUGCCUACAAUCUGCAGCCGACAUCACGAGCCAACUCCAGGCCUUUGCAGAAGAGGGCACACAUUCGGGCUCUGAGGCAUCAGUCAAGACAUCUGAUAGCGAUCCUCCAGAGCCCUUGGAUCUCGACUUGAUUGACGAUGCAUUGGAGCACUUUGUCACGCGAUAUGAUUCCGUCAAUGGUGGCUUCACCUCCAAUCCAAACGGUCCCAAGUUCCCUACCCCCGUUACACUCACUUUCCUUUUGAGAGUUGGUGCUUCUAUAACUUCCACGCACACCCGCUUUGGCUUCCCAACACCACUUCCCGGCAUUAUUGGCAAGGAAUCAUGCACCAAGGCCGCCUCAAUGGUCUUGCACACGCUGAUGGCCAUGUCUCGUUCGGCCCUGCGGGAUCAGCUGGGCCAUGGCUUCCAUCGAUAUUCAGUCACCGCAGAUUGGAAUCUUCCCCACUUUGAGAAGAUGCUCUACGACAAUGCCCAGCUAUUGAACUGCUAUUGCGACGCAUGGGCGCUGGGUCGGGAUCCAGAGAUCCUUGGCACAAUAUACAGCCUAGUCGAGUACUUCACAAGCCCGGAUUCUCCUAUCGUCAGGUCUGAAGGUGGCUGGCAUGCCAGUGAAGAUGCCGACUCGAUCCCGACCAUGCCGACAGCAGACGGUGCUGCGCAUGCCAAGAAGGAAGGCGCAUUCUACGUCUGGACUCUCAAAAGAUUCGAGCAACUUCUGGGCGAGCGCGACGCCAGCAUCCUCGCCCGUCACUUCGGUGUCAAGCCUGACGGCAACGUGCCUGCCUCGCUCGAUAUGCAUGACGAAUUCCUCUCGCAGAAUGUCCUUCACAUCGCGGCGACACCUUCGAAGCUAUCGCAGGAAUUCGGCUUGCCUGAAGAAGAGAUCGUCAAGAUCAUCAAGUCCGGUAGAAAGAAGCUCGCCGAAUAUCGAAACACCGCAAGACCCAAGCCAGAAGUCGACACCAAGUUCAUCACAUCCUGGAACGCACUCGCCAUUGCGGCGCUUGCGAAUGCGGCAUACACGCUCGGCAGAAUCGACAAAGAGCGGUCGAAGCGGUGCCGCGAUGCCGCGACUAAGGCUCUUGCUUUCAUCAAAGCAAAUCUUUACGACGAGGGCAGUGGUCACUUGACUCGCGUCUACGACCCCCAAGACAAGAACAAUACCGCCUUCUUGGACGACUACGCCUACUUGGUCGAAGCACUCCUCUGGACCUACGACCUGACCUUCGAAGACUCGUACCGCAAGUGGGCCGGCCAAUUGCAAGGGCACAUUGCGACUCAUUUCGCCGCUCCCUCCGGCGCCUUCUACCAGGCUGCUUCCUCCCCAGAUCAGGUCAUCCGCCUCAAGCCCGGAACCGACAGCACGCUCCCCUCGCCCAACGGCGUCAUCGCCAACCAGGCACUGUAUCUCUCCUCCUACUUCCCCGACGAGCAGAACGAGUAUGUCGCGCAAGCCCGCAACGUCAUGAAUGCCUUCGCCGUCGAAGUCAUCCAGCACCCCUUCCUCUUCACCAACAUGCUUGCUGCGGUCGUGAUCGAUCAGGUCGGCGUCAAGGGCCUUUUGGUGCCCAAGGACACCUCGGACAAGGAGGUCUCCAAGCUCAAGGGCUUUGGCAGGACGGUGGUCAAGGCGGAUGUCAAGUCCGUCAUGCUGUGUGAGAAGGAGGGCAGGUGUCGAGAGCUCAGGGAGGGCGAGCUGCAGGAAUGGGAUGGUUUGGACUUUGGCGAGGAAGCGGCCAAGCAGGAGUGA